Molecule: messenger RNA, 540 nt
Organism: Acaulospora colombiana
Lineage: Eukaryota; Fungi; Glomeromycota; Glomeromycetes; Diversisporales; Acaulosporaceae
Source: the annotation of a GenBank genome assembly
AUGCAAAAGACAUUCAGUGAUGGUACUCCUCAAUCCAAUGAGCACGACAGUGAAAUACCUCAAGAGGGCAUAGUUGAUUAUUCCAGGUUUGGUGGUAAUAACGAUAGCAAUGCAUCAAUAGAUGCAAAUAACUUUGAAGAGAAUGGAGGUAUCGACCUAGGUGGAGGAAAAUCUCUUUGUCGAUUUUUUCAACGUGGUUCUUGUCGUUACGGUGAAAGCUGCAGAUAUUCUCACGAAAGCAGUGCACCAAUUUCAGUGCAAAAAUUUGGUGUACUCACUCAUCCAAAAAGUGCCACGCCGUGUCGUUUCUUCGCUAAAGGAUACUGUCGGUAUGGGGAUGAUUGCAAAUUUGCUCAUGGUGGCGGACGAUUUCAUCACGAUAAUGGUAUCACAUCCGUCAAUGAGCCUGAUGGUAUGCCUCGUGGCGAAUGGGCUAAACUUUCGGGUGAAGAUGUCAAUGACAUGAUGUCACAAGGAGUUAAGCCGUGGGACGAAGAUGCUCAAGUAUUGGAAGUCAUGAAUCAAUCUCAUUUAUUCUGA